Larimichthys crocea (large yellow croaker) is the source of this 3636-nucleotide messenger RNA. RefSeq names its product G protein-coupled receptor 101 (gene gpr101). The record is from RefSeq and is a predicted model, not a curated record. Gene Ontology annotation, cellular component: membrane. NCBI's taxonomy places the organism in Eukaryota, Metazoa, Chordata, Actinopteri, Sciaenidae. The coding region runs from base 879 to 2222 and encodes 447 amino acids. Gene Ontology annotation, molecular function: G protein-coupled receptor activity. The transcript has a single exon. Gene Ontology annotation, biological process: G protein-coupled receptor signaling pathway.
GGGGGAGAUUUCAGUGCAGGUGUCCUUCGUGUGUGUGUGUGUGUGUAUGUGUGUGUUUUUUCUUCUUCUUCUUCUCCCUGACAUCUCGGAGACAAGACCGUAAGUAGCCUAAGACUGUUGAGGAGGAAUCAGAGCUGAUCAAAUAAUAAAUGUGUGAUCUGCCAUGAAAUCCGAAAAGAGCAGCAGCGGUGGGGAUGAUAUGCCCGUCUGGAUGAGAGAGACCCCCGCUGGGUGAAGACACGCAACGUAUGUUAGCUGAGCCGUGAAAGCUCGCUGCCAUUGACUGGAUGUGAGGCUGAAACGGGAGCAAAACGAUGGAAACCGAGCGCAGGAGAGUGAGCAUCCUCCGGCAAAACAUCGCUCCACUGACCAUUUCGAGGUAUUAUACAUCAUUUACAGAUUAGUAGCCCGCGAUAUUUGCCACUGUCUGGACAGAUUCGCAGUCGAUGCUGUCAUAUUGUCGCCAGACAAAUGUCCAUUUUUUCACUCUGCAGAUGUGAGCUGCAGGAGGAAUAUGGCCUGUGAAACGUUCACGGAUUAAUCACUGAUCACGAUGAGCGGUGAAUCAGUGUUGAUCAUCUCCAGCAUUACAAUCUACCUAAGGAUGAGUCUUACUGGACUGUUUUGGCGUGUAAUGGAUCAUAUGUCAUGUUAGAUGAGAUGCAUAUAAGCAUCAUUUGGGGAUGUAUGUUGAAUUUUGCACCUGAAAUCCACUGAAGCCACACCAGUUUAUUGUUCUGGCAUACUGAAAAGCAAACAAUCCCUGAGCUGGUUUUCCCUCCUAUCAUUCUGCUGAUGAAGAUGGGACUAACUUGACUUUUAAGUCUGCUGGAUGUGAAGCCACACAUGCACUCACUGGCCCUGCUGUCCGACAAACAAUGCCAAGCUCCCAGGCGCCCAGCAUGGGCACAAAUUUCACAGAUGUUCCCUGGGAGCCUGGUCUCACCGGCUCCAGUGAAGACCCAGCCUGGUCCUCCACUGCUAACAGUGUGGUGAAGAUGGUGCUCAUAUCUCUAAUUGUAUGCGUGUCUUUGUUUGGGAAUGUGGUGGUUCUGCUGGUGUUUCAGAGGAAGCCUCAGCUCCUUCAUGUUGCCAACCGUUUUGUCCUCAACCUCCUCUUGGCAGACCUACUUCAGACUAUAUUAGUUAUGCCCUUUGCCAUUGCAGCCACCGUACCGGGUGUAUGGCCCCUGGAUGCCCGACUGUGCCAGGCUCUGGUGGUACUCAUGCAUCUUUUUGCAUUUGCUGGAGUUAACACUAUUAUAGUUGUUUCUGUGGAUCGCUACCUGGCCAUCAUCCACCCACUGUCAUAUCCCACCCGUAUGACCCCUCACCUGGGCACCAACCUUAUCAUCUGUACCUGGGUGCUCAGUUUCCUUCAGAGCACACCUCCGCUCUAUGGCUGGGGAGCCAUUGACUUUGACCACCAUCACAACGUGUGCUCAGUGGUGUGGUCCUCUAGCCUGUCCUACUCUGUUGUGGUAUCCACCUUUUCCUUCUGGCUGCCACUGCUCAUCAUGUUUGGAUGUUACUGGAUGGUGUUCAGAGCAGCUCGGAGGCAAAACGCACUUGUGCACCCCAUACAGACACAAUCUUACUCCCAGCCCUGCUCGCAGGACUUUCAGGGACCUAGCAGUCCUCAGCGGCAGCCCCAGCCCCAGCAGGCCAGUUCACCUGAUGGCCCCUACUCUGCCAGGGGGUACCCUGUUCGAGUUAGACACAGACGCUUUCACUACCACUGCAAGGCAGCUCGUGUAGUUUUCGUGAUCAUGGCUUCAUAUAUCCUCAGCAUGGGGCCCUACAGCAUACUGAAUACUAUAUCUAUGAGUGCCAGAGCAGCUGUACCGCCUUGGCUGUCCUCCCUUGCCCUUGUGCUCUUCUUUUUGCAGUGCUGCCUCCACCCGUACAUUUACGGUUACAUGCACCGAAGUGUGAGGAAAGAAUUCCUUGCUUUGCUCUGUGGACUGUUCUGCAAACAGGGUCGUCCCAGUCAGAGCUCUGCUGUGGAAACCUGCUUCACAACUACAGAGGGACGUUUCGGUGCCCACUCUCACCUGCCUAGCCUGACUGCUCGAGUCUUCCCUCUGCAGACUUGGGAAGAGUGCACAACAUCCUCCUCUCCCACUUGUGAGAGGAAGUCAAGGGACAGUCGUAAAGAGACCACCUCUACCAGCAUCAGCUCUGAGAGGGAGCUCACAGUUCACAGCAAACGAAGCACAUAAACUGCCUUGAGGAUUCAUUGGAGAGACCAUAUUUGCUCUUACUGGAAGAGCUUGUCAUAACAGUAGGUUCACACAUAAGCUCAUAUGCCUUAUGUCAACAGGGUUAUUCAUUCUGAAGUCGCUGGCAUUAGCAUUAGUGUUAUUACCAACUUGACCACCAACAUUUACUUUUUUUGGUUAUAAGCUUGAUUAAAUGAUUAACUUGAGGUUGAAUAUAUCUCUUUUAAUAAUGACGUAGUCUAUUCAUUGGCACAUUAUGAAUGUGUACUGUAAUAUACUGUCUCUGUGACAGAAAUCAAUCGGUUAUUACUUUAGUUCUUUCCACUUUAUUUCCACUUUUUGUUUGGGGUUUUUAUAUGUAAAUGACGUUUUAAGAGUUACCACAUGUGUACUAGUUAGAUAAAAUUGGUAUUUAAAUCAAUCUAAAUUGUACAUCUUUGCCCACACAUCUGUUAUAAAUGCCACUGGGUCUUUUUUUUUAUUAACCUUGACUUGCUGUGUCAGGAUAGAAAUGAUUUUGUGGUUGGUUUUCUGACCACUUUGCUUUAAUUAUGGACCAUAGGUGACUCUGAUAAGCUUUAUUGAUCUGCAGUAUCUGCACAACUAUUCUAUAUCCUUUAAAUUUUUGGUGUGUUGUAUUCUCUGUGAUCUUGCCUGAGGGCACGGGAUGUUCCUGUCCUUGUGUUGACGCGAGCAAGCUUUGCCUGCAACUAAUGAACUCAGGGUAUGCCUGUGAAAGGAUUUGUAGUGUCGAUCCCUGAACUUGAAUCUUGGUGAGCAAGUGAACGUGUGUGUUAACGUCCCUGUCGCCGUAACUGUUCUUAGUCUCAAAGCACCUUUUGAGUAAAUAAGUAGAAUAGUGAUUUAUUGUAUUUGCCACUUACAGAACACAUAAGAGUUGGCCACUCCAGGAAGGGGUGGUCAUGUUGUCUUAACCUCUUUGUUUCCUUGUAAACUCUAGUUUACCUGAGAUAGAAACAUGCAGUAGUGUGACACUGUAUAUUUGGACUUUAAUGUCAGCCUUUUUUUUUUUGAGGAAGCACAGUAGUUUUGUUGAAAAAAUACAGUGCAUACAGAGCAGGGUAUGAUAAAAAAAAAAAAGAAGGAGCUAACUUCAGUGCACAACUUGCACCAGUUAUUUAAUGUAGGCUGCAUGCCGUAAGAUCGUAAUAAAUUUUUUAUUGUCAACUGAAUACGUGUAGAUUUGUAAAAAAUACCUCCUGUUUAAAGCCACGGUGAGGAUGAGUACUUACCUAAGUGUUUUAUGCUCGCAAUGACUCUCAAAGAAAGGCAACCCACUUAUGAUGGGCUGCCAAAGGAUGUCAUAGGUGCAUCUCGACAUUAUGUGCAUUAUUUGAAAAGUGUGUCUAGUCUCUAUUUUGUCAUGAUUUUGUAACGUUCCUGAAAAAAGAAA